CUUUAUUCGUCAGUAUCUCUCGUGAUUUCGAAGAGCGAGCAGCCAAGAAAAAGGAUCGAGGCAUUAAAUACAAACUGCUCGCGUGACUCUUGCCAUUCCUUUUUUUAUUGUUUUUCUUCCCCUAUAUCUUCUUUUUCUUCUUCUUCUCCUUCUUCUUUUUCUUUUUCUUCUUCUUCAUUUUGUUUAAUUUUUUUUAUAACAUACAACCCAAGUUACCUCAGGAUUACCAAGUACACAAUACAUUGUACUAAAAUAUAUACCUAUAUAUAUAUAGUUACUUCUGCGCGCGCACUUUGACGACCGAUCGCGAACCACGAGUGUGACGGGCUGUGUUUACUCUUGCAUAAAUGAGACAAUAGCUUCAGGAUAAAUUUAUAGUGUUUUUUUUUUAUUUAUUUAGUUAAUUGUGAAUAAUGGGUGCCAAGUGUAUUUAUCUGGUUCUAUUGUGUGUCACUACAACCCUAGCGAAUGUGCAAAGUAAAGUCCGAUGCUCAAAAGAUCUGAUGGAAGUUGAUAUCGUGCGCAGUAGUCCUCAAGCUAAAAUUUAUCUGCAGCAGCUUGAAAAUUAUCCAGAUGAAGCGUGCAAGCCAGUUUUUCACAAAGGCGUAGCAACAUUUCGACUGUCCUUAGCCGAACAAAACAUGUCACGCUGUGGAAUCGUCAGAGUCGUUAACAAAAUGACGGGACAAAAAGUUUACUAUCAUCGGAUUAUCGUCGAGGAGCCCGCGGAUUCGAGCAAACAUGGGUUCACUGUUAAAUGCAUCGUCACGGAGGUUGAACUGCAGUCGAAAAUAUCAAGCAUCGGUCAUGAUGUUGCCAGAAGAAGUGUUUUGCCUGCUGGCUUUCAAGAGGACGACACCGUUGAUAUACAGGCGGAAAUAGCGGGAAUGGCGCCCAUCCCGAUGCUCAGCGUCGGAGUUCGUCAAGGGGGCAAACUAGUCACCGGGGAAUUGAAUGUCAGCCCUGGCACGCCGUUGCAGAUGGAAAUAUUUCUCAAUUCUGAGUCAGCACCUGUUUAUGGACUUCUUGUCACUUAUAUGCAAGUCACCGACACUAAAACUGCUGAGGAGACCAUAAUUUUCAAUGGGUGUUCCGUCGAUCCCUACUUGUUUGAAAACUUCAACACAGUAGACGGCGAUUUCCUAACCGCGAAAUUCCGCGCGUUCAAAUUCCCCGAGAGCACAUACGUCCAGUUCCGCGGAACCGUCAACGUUUGUCUGGACAAAUGUCAAGGCGUCGAGUGCAGCAACGGCCAGGUCGGUUUCGGAAGGAAAAAACGCGCGAUUUCAAUGUCUGGUAACCAGAACAAUGUCUUCGAAGUCACCAUGUCCACAUUCAUUAAAGUCGACUACGACAGCGAAAUUCCAGAUGCCACCCUGUCCCAGUUCAUAAGACCCGGGAAGAACCGAACCUUCGAGCGAUCGGUCAUCGGCGAAGAAGUCCAAGAACAAUUUAUGUACAAGUGGUCAGAAUCCUCCAGCUCAACAUACUGUCCAUUAAAUAUUUUUACUCUCUUGUCAUUGGCCUUUACUUCAAUCCUCUCGUCGUUCUUCUGAACUUAAAUUUUAUAAAUAAAAAAAAAAAAAAAGUUAAUUAAAUAAAUGAAAUAACGAAAUUAUAGAUCUGAGAAAAUUAAAACCUGUGUGAUACUAAAAAUAACUCUAAUUACGCGUAACAAUUAACGAAUGCUGACAAUUAAAAAAAAAAAUAAUAAUUAAAAGACUCGAUGAUUUCUCUACUCCGCGACCGCUUAAUUUUAUUGAAGCCAUUAAUUGUUUAAAUAAAAUAAUUUAAAGUUUUUAAAUAUUUAAAAAUUAGCCUUUGCGAGUAGAGAAAGCUGAGGCCCUAGUCCUACUACGGCGUAACUAAUUUACAAUUACUAUUAAUUGAUAACAAUUAUUAUUAAUUAAAAUUAAUUUUUACUCGUGUAAAUGCGAUUGAGUUCUGUUUGAUUUUUACUCAACCGAUCGCGUGGAAAAUUCAUAAUUAUAAAUAUUUUUAAAUCAAAA
Messenger RNA from Microplitis mediator, 2009 nucleotides. RefSeq lists its product as uncharacterized. The record is from RefSeq and is a predicted model, not a curated record. Lineage: Eukaryota; Metazoa; Arthropoda; Insecta; Hymenoptera; Braconidae. The coding region runs from base 414 to 1556 and encodes 380 amino acids. The transcript is spliced from 7 exons.